Cladophialophora psammophila CBS 110553 is the source of this 600-nucleotide messenger RNA. RefSeq lists its product as uncharacterized. Bases 1 to 600 code for a protein of 199 amino acids. The record is from RefSeq and is a predicted model, not a curated record. The transcript has a single exon. NCBI's taxonomy places the organism in Eukaryota, Fungi, Ascomycota, Eurotiomycetes, Chaetothyriales, Herpotrichiellaceae.
AUGGUCUUCUUCUCCGCCGCGGCUGCCGUUCUGGCCUUGUUCUCCGCCGCCAUUGCUGUCCCUCUGAUCAAGGGCGAGAAGCGCCAAGCGGUUGACGGCACAUUCGGCCUCAGCGUCGGCGAUCAAGGCCUCUUCGACCUCGACGAAAUCCAGACCUUCAAAUUCUCGUACGCCAACAACUCGGCAUACUUCGGCCAGAUCAAGUACCAACAGUACUCGGAGCCGCUGGUCAUGUCUGGGGCCAAAGUCGCGGGAGACACCGAGGGCGGCUUGACCUUCCUGUCCAUCCACUCGGCCCCCACGGGUUGGCAGAACGGCUACAUCCAGCCGAACAAGACGGGUCCUUUCCAGUUCAGCAUCGCUCAUGCCGGCGGAAACAUACCCGCCGACGCCGUUUCCACGGGCUUCUCCUUCCGCGACAGUGGCGGGCCACUGUUGUGGAAUGGCGAGAACAAGUUCUGGGCCUGUCAGAAUCCCGAACUGCAGGCCUUGAGUACUUAUCAGAUUUGGUGGAAGAGCGCGGGCGAGUUUCCCCUGGGAGUCGAUUGUAAAGGUCCCAUUGGCGCCGAUAUGAUUGAUGGGUGCCAGCGUGGCAACUAG